Messenger RNA from Paramuricea clavata, 2749 nucleotides. NCBI's taxonomy places the organism in Eukaryota, Metazoa, Cnidaria, Anthozoa, Malacalcyonacea, Plexauridae. The record is from the annotation of a GenBank genome assembly.
AUGGAUAGAAAGAAAUUUUCAGGGGUUACCAAACAGUUGCACAGCCUGUACAAAUCAUCACAGCUGCUUGAAAAAUGGAAAGAAUGCUCGGAAGGGAAUGUGGAUAUCGGCAUUAAAGGAAAAGAUCGAAAGGCUGCAGUGGUAUAUGCUAGGGCUGUGUAUGCCGAGUUUAUACAUAGAAAAGCUGAUGAUCCGAGAAAGGCAUACUUUAACAAUCCCACUCAAUUUAAAGAAGGACCGGUUCACAGCACGACAAAGGAGGCACAAGGCAAAAUAAGGGAUAUUGGUGGAUGGGUGAUAAGUGAAGAAAUUAAGGCAUGCAUCUCUUAUGUCAACCGCCACAAAUGUUCAAGGUCAACAAAUGUUGUUAGAGAGAUUCAAAAAACCCGAAAUAUUAAGGUUAUUCUUGAUAAGCUGAAAAAUAGUAAACAACAAGUGUUAGAAACAUCAAAGUGUCCUGAAACCACUCGAACACAUUACUUUGUAUGACAAGGGAGGGAAAACCUAUAUCACAGAUGCAGUUUUUGAUUUCUUUAUCAAGGUUUUAGCGAUUGCAUCUGAACAGCUUUCGGAGAAAAACAUUCAUGCUUUUAAGCAGAAUACGUUGUCUGUUGCCUACGAUCAUAUCUUGAAGAGUGUCACCCUGAAAGAAAGCUUCUGUGACUUAGUAUAUAUUGCUGUCAGUGGCGAUAAUGCCACCAACAACAUGGUUGUAGAUACAGCUGUUGAUCAUUCCAGUUGCUUGUCAAAAUCUGGUGAACCCAGUAAUGAUGUUUUAGCAGAGGUCACUGCUAAUGAUGCUGAUGCUUCAACAAGUGAUGGAGUCACUGUCAGGAAUAACCAUCUCCUUCAGGACAACAUCUCGAUUAAUGGGACAGACAAUCGGUCCGUUACUAUGGAAGAUAAGUUCAUGGAAACAGAUGAGAUGUUUCUUCUAGAUGACAGUAGCCAGGGAAAUUUGCAAGAUAGCAACAUUGCACAACAUAACACAAUAAAUUCAGGUGUGUAAAAUAAAUUGGUGACUAACCUGUACCAUGUAUGUUGGUUUAAACAGUUCUAUUUUAGUGUGCCUGAUUAAUCACCAGGUUCAGUUUAUAAUUUUCUGUUCCUUUUAAAGGGACCUAGAGAAACCUGAGCUUGCAUGAAUUUCAUAUUUAAUAAUUAUUUGCCAAAGGCAAGGUGAUUAUUCACAAUAAUCACUGUGCCUGAGGAUUGUUUUGGGCAUAAUUUCAAUGAUUAUUUGAAAAAAAAAUUUUAAAAAUUUUUUCAUCAUAUUACAUCACAAAAAACUUCAACGACCACCAAAAAUUGAGCUUGAAUAAAAAAAAGGAGAGCUGCUUGCUUCACUCGACAGCAAUAAUCACCAAUAUAAUACUAAAUUUGUUCAUUAUUUUUUGCAUUUAAUAUAUAGAGACAAGCACAGUCGAUAAGAUUGUUACGGACACCUCAGAGCACAGUCAAUUCACAAAUUCAGGUUGGUAAAACAAUUACAUGAACAUGUUACUGAUGACUCUGGACAAUUGUUGACUCUGGACAGUUCAAAUAACAAUUAUGCAAUUAUUAAUCGUACUUUCCACCAGGGGCGUCGGAAAGUCGAUAAUUGGGGGCAGAUAUUCACAAAUUCAUGUUCUGCAUCAUUAAUUUCUUUUGAAAGCGAUUGCUUUUACAGUCUGUGAACAUGAAUAUAUGAAUACCUGCCCCCCCCCCCAAUUAUUGACUUUCUGGCACCUCUGCCAGGCCCCUCAGACAUUUCUCAUAUUUUAUACUUUUUGACAAUGUCUAUAUUACAAAACAAAUAUAAAACUUUUUCCUGUAUUGAUAUACAGUUAUAUAUAGGGAUGACCUGAUACCAGAAAGAAGCUGAUUCGUCGAUCCGAUAUAUCGGAGGCGAUAUAAAAAAAUAUUCGGCCGAUUAAUCUGCUAUGGCCGAUAUUUUCUGUGUAAAAGUUGAAUAAAAGUUUAAAACCCAGUACAAGCGCCGAAUAACGGUUUUUUGACAACUUUUAAUACUUGUGUAUACACCAUAAAUUGACUUACUAGUUUUAGUGUGUUCCAGAACAUAUUUACUCAUAUGGGACAGUUAUCCGUCGCUGUACGAGUCAAAUGAAUCAAACGUAAAAAUAUAAAUGUAUAAUUGGAAUUCACUCAACAUCUGUAGACUAGAUGUCUAUACUGUCUAGAUAACUCGACUUUUUCGAGCCUUUAAUUUCUUUAAAGGCUUUAAUGUUUAUUUAAACAGUAAAAUUGGCUAAAAUUUUUUCAGUGAUUUUGUGUUUAAUUAAGAUACAAUGAUAAGAUUUUAAUUAACUUACAAGUGAUCUUAUUCCCUCAAGUAACGCAAUAUGGGAUUAAACACGCGCAACAAAAGUGUCGAAAACAAGAUGGAGUGUAGAUUACUAGAUUAUAGUUAUUUUUCUUAAAAAAAAAACAUGAAAAUAUUGUGAAUAUCGGCAAAUUAGCCGAUUAUAAAAAAUAAUUGGCCGAUUACCGAUUAUUUUGAAAACACCAAAUAUCGGCCGAUUAAUCGGCUCAUCACUAGUUAUAUAAACAAUUGUUAUUACAAUUUUUUUAUUUAAAUUAAUUUAUAGAGACAAUAACAGAUUGCACGGUGGACAAUGUUAUUUUUGAAGAAGAAACUACAUCGGCAUUAUUCAAACGAAUCAUUCACCGAUUUUGCAACAUGAUGUCUGCAGAAACUGUGAGAAACUUUAAAAAGUUGAAUCAACUAAAGAAAAGCAGUGCUUUAUGA